Periconia digitata is the source of this 1072-nucleotide messenger RNA. NCBI's taxonomy places the organism in Eukaryota, Fungi, Ascomycota, Dothideomycetes, Pleosporales, Periconiaceae. The record is from the annotation of a GenBank genome assembly.
CUGGGAACAUUUGCCUGUACCACCGCCUACAGCAGCUUCUCUCUCGUACCUUUUUCAGACAAGCGGCCUACAAGCAGCACUCAGCAUGCCUGCCCUCACCUUUGCGCAACUCCCACGUGAGUUGCGGGAUAUGAUAUGGGUAGCUGCAGCUGCAGCACAAUACCAACACAUCGCCGAUGGAGCGUCGAAACUCUCCACCAAACUCGGCGCCGAAGAGCGCCUGCGACAAGCAUUCGUCGGCUACGAAAGCCUACCUCAAGACGUGGAAAAACAGCCCCUCAGAGUGUGCGUGAACGAUAACGGCAAGAGGGUGCAUCUCCACGUGAAUGAGAUUCAAACGCUCGUGAACCGUUUACCCAUAGCGACCGUGUGUUCGGAGUCGCGACGUCAAGCCAUCGCCUUUUGCCUCAGCCAAGUUGAUAUCGUGGAUUUGCACUACGCGAUAGAUGCAAACGAUUAUAGUGGGGAUGAGAUGAUCGAUGGUCUGCUUUUGCUGAAUCCAACGACCGUUGUGGUGACCAACACGUAUCGCCCACAUGACGCCUGGGACGCGCUUCGAGAGUUCGACUCUGCAGAACAGUUCGUCACCACCAUCGAUCGCUUCUUUGGUAGCAGUGUGAAGCAUGUCGUGCUCAAUCUGUGGUUCCACGCCUCGGAAACGCUCGAACGGGUUUACUGGCCACAUCUUGAAUGCACACGGGAUAACAAACAAUUGGACGGUUCCUACAUCGACGACCCCAACCACGAUAUCUACACCAUCCUCAUGACGCCCGACCGACUCCUCAAGGUAAGGGAAGAAAUAUUCCGCGUAGGGAAAGAUCCGAAAUUCACACUACAAUCCAUCUACCACCAUCUCCUCAAGUUCUACGAGAUAUGGGACGCUUGUAAGGGAAAGCAGAAGCUGCUUAGUCUUCGGACCAUGGAGCUGGACCUUCACACGCACUCCUCGGGGGAGAUUUUACAGACGCACGUCAAGGCGACGAUGAAGGACGACGGUGUCUUGUGGACUAAUCGGAAUGAAUGUGAAAUUGGGUUUGACCUUGAUUUCUUCGCUUACGUUGAUUCAGAAUAA